AUGGAGGAAGGAUCCCCUGGUGUCUUUCCCAAGCUUUCUCGUGUGACGAAGAGGGUUCGGGCUGCUGCAGAUUGCGAUUCUGAGUACGAUGUGGAGUCUGAUUCCAAUCCCAAUUCGAUGCAGGGGUUGAUGCAAGCAACUAAAAUGGAUCUGAUGCCAGAAUCUGAGAAUAUUCCUAGGCCGAUGGUUGAUCUGUUGAAUGAAUCUAAUGGUAAUAAGGGUUUGAAUGAUGAGGAUGAUGUGUUCAUCUCUCGUGGUGAGCGUGGGCCGAGUAUACACUUCUCUGAUCGUGCUAUGGCUCGAUUUUGUGAACCUUGGAAAAAUGCUUUGAUCAUUAAGCUCCUUGGUCGCUCUCAUACGUAUAACUACCUUCAUGAUCGCUUAGCUCAAAAAUGGAGUUUGGUGGGAGGGUGGAAGCUUAUUGACUUGGUGAAUGAUUAUUUUGUUGUGAGAUUUGAUUUGGAAGAGGACUUAAAUUUUGUGUUAACUGGAGGGCCUUGGAUGAUUGCGGGGCAAUACUUAACCAUACAACAAUGGAGGCUUGGUUUCUGCCCUUCUACUGCGCACAUCACAAGAAUGGCUGCUUGGAUUAGAGUAUCUGCCAUACAGCUUGAAUGUUUUGAUGUUUGGUCUCUUAGGAGGAUUGGCAACCUUCUUGGUAAAUUGCUGAAAAUUGAUUCGUUGACUACUUCGCAAAAUAGGGGUAAGUUUGCUCGUUUAUGUGUGGAGUUGGACCUAACUAAGCCUCUUGAUGCCUUUGUGCAAAUAAAUCAACACUGGUACAAUAUUGAGUAUGAGGGAUUACCUGAUAUUUGUUAUCUAUGUGGGUGUUAUGGUCAUAAAAGGGAGAGUUGUACUUUGAAAUCUGUGAAUUUGUCAGAUGAGGCAGGGAAAGCUCAAGGUGCAGGAGUGGGACCUAUGAAUCAUGACUCUGUUGAGGUUACAGAAACUGUGAAGAUAGCUGAGGAUAGCUUGCGAGGCCCUUGGAUGAAUGUGCAAUCUAGAAGGCGACCAAAAAAUAUUCGUAAGGAUGUUCCUGGGCAGGGUUCUGGUGGUAGGAACAAAGGGUCUCGUUUUGAUGCUCUUAAUGAGAUUGGUGAAGAUUUUGACAUAAGUGGGCUCGAUAAUGUUAACCAAGUUCCGACGAAGGUUGUCCCUAUUUUUAAAUCUGUGGUGGAAGUUGGUAAGAAAGUUUGGACUAAGUCUAAACAUGCUAAUUCGGGUUCUAGGCCUGUUCUGAAUGAUAUCUCCAAUAAGAAUGUGCAGAGAGUCUCUAAUAGUAAGGUGUUGGAUAAGAGUUCGGGCUCUUCUGUUAAGUUUACAAUGGGGGCCUCUCAAUAUUCUCGUAAUAUGGUUGUUGGUGGUAGGAAGCCUUCUACUCUUAGUGCUGUCACUGAGCAUUUGGAGAGUUGGGGUGAUGGUCAACAUAGUCACCAAGAGAAAGGGGAUGCUUCUGACUAUGAUGAUGAUAAUGUUCUUGUGCCUAGAAGGACUGACCAGCUGGGGCAACUUGCGAAGAUGGAUUUGGUUGAGGGCCAAACUAGCACUUCUGGUGAAAAUUUGACUGGUAUUACCUUCAACAUUGUUGAAGGUGCUGCGUGCACUAAGUUUAAGACUACUGUGAUGAAUUUGAGUCGUACUCAUCAUAUGGAUAUACUUUUCAUUUGUGAGCCUAGAAUCAGUGGUAGGAAGGCUAUUGCUGUGGUUAAUUCUUUGGGGUUUUCCAAUUAUGAAAUUGUGGAUGCCAGUGGUUUCUCUGGUGGCUUGUGGUUAUUAUGGAAUGCUAGUAAAGUCACAGUUGAUAUUGUUGGUACCUCAGCUCAAUCUAUUUCUGCUUGUGUCUAUUGGCCUGGUCAAAAUCCCUGGAUGUUUACUGCUGUGUAUGCUCAUCCUUGUAUUGCUAAGCGAGAGAAAUUAUGGGACUAUCUUUCCUUUGUUGGUGCUAAUCAUAAUAUGCCUUGGUUAAUUGCUGGUGACUUUAAUGAGAUGUUGAGAUUUGAUGAUAAGUUAGGAGGAGCUUCUUUAUGCAGAUUAAAAGGGUUUAAAAACUGGUUUGACAACCAUGAUAUGGUGGACUUGGGUUUUUAUGGAUCCAAAUACACUUGGACUAAUAAAAAAGUUUUUGAAAGGUUGGACAGAGCUAUUUGUAAUUUGAGUUGGCGAAGGUUUUUUGCUGAAGCAACUGUGAGACAUCUCCCGAGGACAAAAUCAGAUCAUAGUCCCAUCAAAAUCUGCUUGGCUUCUUGUUUUAUUUCUUCCCCCCUUUCCAGACCUUUCAGGUUUGAAGCUAUGUGGCUCCAACAUGAGAAAUUUCAGGAUGUUUUUGAUGCUUCUUGGGGGCCUGUUAUUGGAUCUGCUCUAGAUAAGUCUUAUGCUUUAAUUGCUCCUCUGAAGCAAUGGAAUAUUCAAGUGUUUGGUCAUCUGAGGCAGAGGAAGAAUAGGUUGUUGGCUCGCAUUGAUGGUAUCCAAAAAUCUUUGUGUAUGGGUCCAAAUCGUUUCCUUAGUAAUUUGGAACCUGAGUUAGUUAAGGAGUUUAAUGAUGUUCUGGAACAAGAAGCUUUAUUUUGGAGGCAAAAAUCCAGGAUUAAUUGGUUGCAGAAGGGUGAUAGAAAUACAAAGUCUUUCCAUCUUACAACUAUUAUUAGAAGGAAGAGAAAUAAAAUUGAAAGACUUAAGAAUCUUGCUGGUGAUUGGGUUGAGGAGGCAGUGGGAAUUAAAGCUUUAGCUGUGGCUUAUUUUUCAGACUUGUUUUCUAAUGAUCAUGUGGUGGACUCUGAGAUUGGUUUUCCUAAUUUGUUUCCUGGCAUAGAUGUGGCUGAUUUGAGGCUUUUAAAUAGACCAGUUGCUUUGGAGGAAGUUAAAGCUAGUCUGUUUAAUAUUGGAGGGCUAAAAGCCCCCGGGAUAGAUGGUUUUCCUGCUUGUUUUUAUCAAAGCCAGUGGAAUCGUUGUGGUGAAGAUAUCUUUCAGAUGGUGCUUGAGGCUUUUCAUGAGUGUGCAAUUCCUAAGAAGCUUAAUAUGACUCUUAUUACUCUUGUGCCUAAGGUGGAAAGUCCUUUGUCAAUGGUGCAGUUUCGCCCUAUCAGCUUGUGUUCUACUUUGUAUAAAGUGAUAUCCAAGGUUAUUGUUGCCAGGCUCAGAACUAUCUUACCCAAUCUCAUAAGCCCUAAUCAGGUUAGUUUUGUUCCUGGUAGACAUAUUACUGAUAAUAUUCUUAUUGCUCAAGAAUUGAUGCAUAAGUUUAAAUUGUCAAAGGGUAAAAAAGGGUUCAUGGCUUGGAAAAUUGAUCUCUCUAAGGCUUAUGACCGCCUAAAUUGGAAUUUUAUUGAGCAUGUGCUUGUGGAGUUGGGUCUGCCUCUCAAUCUAAUAAAGUUGAUCAUGAGUUGUGUUUCUACUGUGAAGUAUCAAAUUUGUAUCAAUGGAGAGCUCACUGAUUCUUUCCAACCUAAGAGUGGUAUUAGACAAGGGGACCCUUUGUCUCCAUAUUUGUUUGUGUUGUGUAUUGAAAAGUUGUCCCAUAUUAUUUUUGAGGAUGUUCGGAUGGGUAAAUGGAGACCUGUUAAGUCCUCUCAAGCUGGGCCUGCUGUCUCUCACCUCUUUUUUGCUGAUGACUUAGUUUUGUUUGCUGAAGCUACCUCUAAUCAAGCUAGAGUUUUGAAGAAUUGCUUGGAGGUUUUUUGUCAAGCCUCUGGUCAAACAGUAAAUUUUGAUAAAUCUGCUAUCUUCUGUUCUCCCAACACCUGUAAGGAGAUAGCUAAGGAAAUCAGUUGUAUUUGUGGCUCUCCUCUAACUGAAGAUCUUGGAAGGUACCUGGGCAUGCCUCUAUUGCAUUCUCGAAUUGAUAAAAGGACUUAUAGUAGCUUAAUUGACAAAGUGCAUAAAAGACUUGCUGCUUGGAAGGGUAAAUUUCUUUCUUUAACUGGUAGAGCUACCCUUAUUCAAUCUGUUACUUCGGCUGUACCUGUUUAUGCAAUGCAAACUGCUAAACUGCCUACUAGUGUGUGUGAUGCACUUGAUAAAUUAAAUCGAAAUUUUUUUUGGGGUGGGAGUGAGAAAAUGAGCAGGGUCCAUCUUUGUCAGUGGGAUCUUGUUUGUAGGCCUAAGAGUAAAGGGGGGUUGGGCUUUAAAAAAACUGGUGCUAUGAAUCAAGCUUUGUUAGCCAAGAUUGGUUGGAGGUUGCAUAUUAAGGAUGAAGGAUUGUGGGCAAAGAUUUAUGAGGCUAAAUACCUUAAAGGCCAUUCUAUUCUUGAUGAUUCUGUGAUUUUUAGGCAGGAUUGUUCUUCUAGUUGGAGAGGUGUGCUACAUGGGGCUGCUCUUCUAAGGAAGGGUAUGUUAUGGAGAAUUGGGGAUGGUGGUACUGUUAGUUUUUGGAAGGAUAAUUGGGUUUUUGAUGCUCCUUUAAACCAAAAUGAUAGUUGUGUGCAUAUUUGUGACCCAGAUUCUGUUAUUUCCAGUUUUUACAAAAAUGGUUGGUGGGAUAUGGAGAAACUAAGGGCUGCUUUACCUAAUGAUCUGGUCCAACGAGUUAUUAGCUAUCCUGUGGGGUUUAAUAGUGGGAUUCAGGAUGCUCAAAUUUGGAAGUUUUCUCCCAAUGGGAUUUUCUCUGUAAAAUCUGCUUAUAAUAUGCUUUUUGAGGGUUGCUCUGAUGUUGAUUGGAAGUUUUUGUGGAAGCUUAAGAUUCCUCCCAAGUUGCAUAUUUUCUUUUGGCUUGUUUUUCAAGGAAAAAUUCUUUCUAAUGAGCAAAGAGCUAGAAGACAACUGUCUUUGGAUGCUUCUUGUGGUUCUUGUCAUUGGCCUGUGGAGUCUGUUCUUCAUAUUCUUCGUGAUUGUGUUAAGGCUAGGAAGGUGUGGAAUGCUCUUCUUAAUUCUAGUCAAAGUGCUGGAUUUUUUACUAUGGACUUUCAGCCUUGGCUUAAAGUAAACUUGAUGUCGAAGAUUGUUUGGGCUGAUGGUUUUCCCUGGAAUUUGGUUUUUGUUUUCACAUGUUGGUACAUAUGGAAAUGGAGGAAUUUCUAUGUAUUUCAUGGUGAUGAAGAAUUGGCUUUUGACUCUAUACAGAUUAUUACUGCUGCUGUGAAGGAAUGGUUUAACGCUUCUAUUGUUUCUUCUAUCAAGUGUGCUAAGGUUGAGGCUUGGUUUGCUUGGGAACCUCCUCCUGCUGGGGUCUUUAAACUGAAUGUUGAUGGCUCUAGGAAAGUUGCUUCUGGCCAUAUUGGUGCUGGAGGUUUGCUGCGUGAUGUUUCUGGUGAUUGGUGUAGUGGUUUUGCAAUUAAUUUGGGAAAAGGGCAGAUUCUAGAGGUUGAAUUAUGGGGCUUGUUUUUUGGUCUGAGGAUGGCUGUUGAGAAAGGGUUUAAUAACCUUAUCGUUGAGAUGGAUUCGGCUGUUGCUAUCCAGCUUGUUCAGCAACAUGAUUCUCUUACUUUGCACCCUCUUGCAUCUUUGGUCUCUAAUUGUUGGCAAUUAAUGCAGAAGCUUGAGAAUUGCAGCCUCCAUCAUAUUUUUAGGGAGAAAAACAGUGUUGCAGAUCAACUGGCUGCUUGGAGUUAUAACUUAGAUUUUGGUAUCUGCAUUUUUGAUGAGGCCCCAAGUUGGGUUGGGUCUUCUUUGGUGGAUGAUUUGUUAGGGGUGCCUAGACCCCGCUUGAUUUGUGUUGGCUAG
Prunus dulcis (almond) is the source of this 5655-nucleotide messenger RNA. RefSeq lists its product as uncharacterized. The transcript has 4 exons. Gene Ontology annotation, molecular function: nucleic acid binding; RNA-DNA hybrid ribonuclease activity. The coding region runs from base 1 to 5655 and encodes 1884 amino acids. NCBI's taxonomy places the organism in Eukaryota, Viridiplantae, Streptophyta, Magnoliopsida, Rosales, Rosaceae. The record is from RefSeq and is a predicted model, not a curated record.